GACGUCAGAGGGAAAAUUGCAGUAAAAGUCGAAAACGAGCGAAGAGGUAAAGGAGAAUCCCUCGUCUGCACGCCUCCCCCUUUCUUUCUUCUGAUAAGCCAAAGCUAAAGAGAUAGAGAAAGCGAUGACCAUGGCUGGUGGAUAGGUCGACGACCUCCCUUCCUCCCUCGCCUUCCUCUCUCCUUCUUCCUCUCUCCUGAAGCAAUUAGAUCCGGAAGACAGUAAUUUCUCUCUUUAUGAAGCGUGCGAAAUCGUCGGCCUACGAGGAAGACUUGGAGGGCGACGCCGGCGAGAAGCUGAGCUGGGAGGACUUUCCGCGGAGGGGUCGCGACCCGUACCGCUCCUCCUCCUCCCACCGCCGCCCCUCCUACUCGAGGCUGGAUGGCGCCUGGAAGACCGGCCGCCCGUCGCUGUACGACCGGGAACACGAUGCCGAGCGGUCACUCCGGAGGCGGUACGACCACGAAACGGAGCACUUCGACCGGCGGAAAGGCUACAACCGGCACGGCGAUUGGCCGAUGCUGCCGUCGUCACCGCGGGACUCCUACGGGAGCGAGCGGAUACACCGGUCGGAGAGCUUCUCGGGGCUAAGGAGGGAGUUCCCCAAGGGUUUCAGGUCGGAGCGUGACCGUCCUAGGGGAGAGGCCGGCGGGAGCUGGUUGUCUUGGAGAUCGAGAAGUUCCAAGGAUCUCUCUAGCGAGGAGAUGGUGCGGAAAUCUUCGUCGAUCUACUCGGAUUCGGCAGGGCGACGAAGCCACGGGGCGUCUCCAGAUGUUCACAGAAGGAAAAUGAGUUCUAGGGACUCCGCGAGCGGGGAACCGUCGAGGAAACCAGAGACGAGGCCAGCUGAGGCAGUAAAGAGGAGCAGAGAGAUUGGCAGCAGCAGUAGCGAGAUGGAAGAGGGGGAGCUCGAACCAGAUCUCGAACCAGAAGCAAGACAUGUAGAACCACCAUCUGUUGAUACCAAAUCAGGCACUGUGUUGGAUUCAGAUUACUGCGAGAAUAGAGAUCCGGUGAAUGAUUGUGUUCAUGAAGAAGUUUUGGAGAAGAAACUAGUGCUACCUGAUGCAAUGAGGUUGGAUGAUGAUGAUAAUGUUGCUAGCGGUGACGGCGAAGAUGAAAAAUUGGCAAAUUCCUUACUGGAAACGGGCAAUGCAACUGAUGAUAUAAAGUGCGACCAGUCUGUUGUCCUUAAGGAGCUGAAGGAGGACAGAGGGGAUGGAGAAGGAUGUGCCAAAGAUGAUAAUGAGGAUAAAGAAGUAGAGGGUGAAUUGUGCAGCAUAGAUCUGGAGGUUUGUAAAGAAGGAAGCAUCUGCCUACAGUUGGAAGGUAAGGAAUUGGUGCACAAUCACCCGAAGCAGACAAGUGAGGAAGAAGUUCAUAUGAUAACAUCUCCUACUGACCACAUUCAGAAGGAAAAUUUGGAAGACAACAAAGAAGAAAGCAAAUAUGAUGAAGCUAAAGUUGAUGUCAUACAGGAGCAUAAGAUGGCAUGUCCAAUUUCCUCUUUGCAGGUGGAGGAGUUGAUGGAGGAAGCCCAAUGCAAUGCAGAUACGCUUGAAAUCAUUGAAAAUGAAGGUAAAGUUGAAACCAAAAGGGCGCAUGAGACAGAUAAUGAACAAGACAAGGAAGCUGAAGUUGCAAAUGGAAAGAAGCAUGAUACAGACAUACAGCUUGAAGUCAUACAAAAAGAACAGGCCUUUUUUGAUCUUGAGACUGGUGCUAAUAGUUCCAUUACCUUACCUGAUCAUCAUAUGGGAACUGCUGUUGGUACUAAUGACGAAUUAGUGACACUGAUGCUUAUCAGGGACCAGACUCCGGAGAAGCACCUGGACAAAGGUAAAAGCCUUGCAAUUUCUGACUCAACCAAAGCUCACCUUUUGGAAAGCGGUGAUCCCCAGGAAGGAUCUGGAAGAAGAGGUUUUGAGUUGGUCUUCCCAUCCAAGACUAACCAAGAGGAGAAAGCACCCACUAGCAGGAAGGUUGCACGCAAUUUUGCAGUUAAAGAGCCCAAAAGUGAGCCUUUGGACCUUUCUCUUGCUCUUCCUGGUGGAUUGUCAAAUCAUUCCUUGAAACAGGCCAAGCCCAAGCUUGAGAAUUCAAGCUGUGCUGGGAGCAUGGAGUCAUUGCCGUCCACACUGAGAACAAACACAGAUGAAUUUGGAACUUCGAUCUCAUUUACGAGCUAUCAAACCAUUCUUCAUGAUCCCAGUUGUUCUCUUACUCAGAAUUCACCAUACCUUGAAGAUAACAUAGUUGGUAGCCAUACUACUUUUGGAGGGUUAAAUCAGGUUUCAAGUGGUACGACAUGGCAAGCUCACACGUCAAAGAACACUAAGAAGAACAAAUCUGGCCUACCUUUCCAUAGUGUACAGAUGAAUGGAAACUCUUCACAUACAUCACUUCAUUCAGUGAGUGGUCAACAUAAUUUUAAACCCAAUAGCCCAUUCCAACAGUCAACUCUUCCGCGACAAAUCUCCCCAACAAACAGUCAUGUUUCUCAUGAUUCUAGAUGUCAACCUACCAAAGAGAUGAGUAGGGUGGUUGGGAAGAGAAGCAGUGGGGCUGAUCAAUGGAAUGGUGAGCAGCCCAUACUUAAUCAAUUAAGUGUCACGGAGAAGAUUGUCUACAAGAUUGUGUCACAACCUUUGCAACUGAAUGGUAGAAUGCUUCAGGAAAUGUCUGAUCAAUCGGUAGCUUACUUGAAGGAAAGCAUUUGUGAGAUGCUGACCAACAAAGAUAAAAGCAGCCUGCUGCAUUUGUUACAAGAUGUGCUUCGAACGAGGUCUGAUAUGACAAUUGAAACACUGAGCACUUGUCAACGAGACCUGCUAGAGAUCCUGCUGACCAUAAAAACAGGUUAUCUUGAUUUUAUUCAGAAAACAAACAGCUUGUCAUCUUCCAGUUUGGUUGAGAUCUUCCUGAAUUUGAAAUGCCAGAAUCUCUCUUGUGGGAGUUUGUUGCCUAUGGAUAACUGUGACUGCAAGAUGUGUACAAAGAAAGUUGGGUUCUGCAGUGCUUGUAUGUGUCUUGUGUGCUCCAAGUUCGAUGAUGCAUCGAAUACCUGUAGUUGGGUUGGCUGUGACAUGUGUCUCCAUUGGUGCCACACAGAUUGUGGAUUGCGUGAUUUUCAUAUUAGAAAUGUGCAUACAUCUAUAGGAGAAGGAUUUGCUGAAAUGCAAUUUCACUGUAUUGCUUGUGGCCAUACUUCAGAGAUGUUUGGCUUUGUUAGGGAAGUUUUUGCUACAUGCGCCAAGGAGUGGAAAGCAGAAACCCUUGCUAAGGAACUUCAAUAUGUCAGCAGGAUCUUCUCUCCCAGUAAUGAUGUACGGGGUAGAAGAUUACAUGAGUUAGCUGAUCAGAUGCUGCUGAAUCUGGAGAACAAUAUUAAUCAGUCUGAAAUUGUUAGUCAGAUUACGACAUUUCUUUCAGAGAGUGGAUCUAACAUCGGAAACAAUCCUUUACUCUUUACACCUAAGAAGUCAGCCAAACAUGAGGCUAGCCAAAGCAAUGCAAUAUCUUGCUCAAGCCAAGAGCAAACACAGUCGAUCGCAUCGGGAAAGGCAUACGCUUUUGAAAAUACAGUAAUCUCCAUCAAAGAUUUUGACCAGUUUGGUAGGAAAGCUGGUGACAUUGGACCAGCAGUGAGUCUAGAAAAGAAGCCAACAGUUGAUGAACUGGAAAGGAUCAUAAAGUUCAAACAAGCUGAGGCCAAAAUGUACCAACAGCAUGCUGAUGAUGCAAGGAAAGAAGCUAUGAGUCUUGGACAUAUUGUAAUAGCUAGGAGUUCGAAAAUUGAUGAAGACUAUGCAAGACAAAUUGAAAAUUUGCGACUGAGUGAGUUAGAGGAAAGACGUAGAGAAAAGCUUAAAGAACUACAAGCUGCAGAAAAGGCUCAUCAGGAGUAUUGCAAUGUGAAGAUGCAUAUGGAAGCAGAUAUCAAAACUCUAUUGCUUAAAAUAGAAGCCACAAGACAGAACCUAAAUGCAUGACCAGGAUCUAAGGAUCAACAGUUUUAUGGUUGUUGGUUUUCUUUUUGGAUUACUGCAACAACCGUUCAGCCAAAAUUGUAAGAAUGACACGUGAAAAUCGUUGGUUAUGGGAGCCUCUCGCUUUCUAAUGUUUUUAUUAACCAUUUUUCUAUUUUACUUAGUUAUGUAUAUCUCGUAAGACUAUCUACUAAAAAAUUUAUAUGACAUCUAACUAGUUCUGCAA
Molecule: messenger RNA, 4215 nt
Organism: Zingiber officinale
Lineage: Eukaryota; Viridiplantae; Streptophyta; Magnoliopsida; Zingiberales; Zingiberaceae
Product: protein OBERON 3-like
Exons: 2
Coding region: 237-3992 (1251 amino acids)
Cellular component (GO): nucleus
Source: RefSeq, a predicted model, not a curated record